Messenger RNA from Procambarus clarkii (red swamp crayfish), 306 nucleotides. The record is from RefSeq and is a predicted model, not a curated record. NCBI's taxonomy places the organism in Eukaryota, Metazoa, Arthropoda, Malacostraca, Decapoda, Cambaridae.
AUGUGGGAUGAGGAGCAGCAGCAGAUGUGGGAUGAGGAACAGCAGCAGAUGUGGGAUGAGGAACAGCAGAUGUGGGAUGAGGUGCAGCAGCAGAUGUGGGAUGAGGAACAGCAGCAGAUGUGGGAUGAGGUGCAGCCGCAGAUGUGGGAUGAGGAACAGCAGCAGAUGUGGGAUGAGGAACAGCAGCAGAUGUGGGAUGAGGAACAGCAGCAGAUGUGGGAUGAGGAGCAGCAGCAGAUGUGGGAUGAGGAACAGCAGCAGAUGUGGGAUGAGGAGCAGCAGCAGAUGUGGGAUGAGGAGCAGUAG